Acanthoscelides obtectus is the source of this 2428-nucleotide messenger RNA. The record is from the annotation of a GenBank genome assembly. Lineage: Eukaryota; Metazoa; Arthropoda; Insecta; Coleoptera; Chrysomelidae.
GAUUUUUUAAAAACCGACAGACGCUUGAGCCGGACCCCGUACGUUUCCACGUUCCGCCCUGUACGAUCUACGACACCGUGAGGCAGCAGCCAGCGGCCGUUUGGUCUUUUGUCUGAGUCACACAAUUUGACCCUCCGUAUCUUCGGUUCUUGGUACAGCGACGCGUUACCUCGUCGGUAUGCGUCUCGUCAGCGGAAACACGCAGCACAGCUUGAGCUUGACUCGAAAAAUCACAGACGCUGGUUGCUCUGAACAACGGAAGCGGUACCGGAACGCAAGUGCAUGUGCUGGUGAUGUGAAGUUGCAGCGUAGCUUCGAUUUCGGUGCUUGAAAAUGUGGAAGUGUGGUGCUAGGUUUAGGUGGUCAAUUCUCCUGUUUAUUCUGUGUCUCACUGAAGCAGACUGCGGUUUCAAACAGACCAGGUCAUAUAGGAACAAUAACAAAUCCAACGGAGGUCCUCCUGAACUCCAGCAGAAGAAAUGGGAGCCCAGCAACUGGAAGACUAUCCUGAUCGUAGUCGCCAGCGUAUUGUUCGCGUUCGCCAUCAUUUACGGAAGCAAUUGUUUGUAUGUCUGUAAACUGUACAUGUGUGGACAAUCCGAGAAGAAAUAUUCCAAGAUGGACUCCUGCACGAACGUUUGACGUGCCUAAUUAAUUUUUGUGAAGGACCACCACAGACACUCCAGUUAGCUUGAAAAAUUGAUAAUUAUUAGGUUAUCGGUUUUCAUGAUUGUGAUGGUUUUUAUCUUUCAAUCACCUGCAAGAAUGUUCUAUACAAAUUAAGCAAAUCAGGGUUAAGCUUGUCAGCAAAGGUAAUUGCUUAACUACAGUCAGGUACAAAAAUGGAAGAGAGAUUAGGCAUUGGGAGAAAUACACACUACUCUAGCAGUGAGACACAAUGAGAUACACUAUUGUGGUACUUAACUAUAGAAUUUCAGCUUCUAAUCUCUAUAAGGUGCUUUUCAAAAAGGUCCCCAACUUAUUUUUUGAACGGGUCAAGUAAGCGAGCUGUAUUUUGGGUUACUGAAAUUUUGCGUAAAAAGGAGUUGAACGUAUGUAGUAAAAUGUGAAACAUUCCAUUUGGGAAAAUUGUCAAAUUAAUUCAGCCAUUUAUUAAAAUAAUUUGGGCGGUACUUUUUUGAAAAGCACUGCAUAUUUGUCGUUUAGGCAAUUGCUAGAAGCAAAUGCUGUUGUUUCAUGACAUCUUCAAUUUUUUUCUGCGGCACUUCCAUUUGAUGAUAGAAAACAAUUGCUUGAUAUUUAUUCAUUGGGCUUGUGUGACCCAAAUGUUAAACAUGUACUCGCUUUAUCACUGCCACCUAUCUUCGAAUUUCAUUUAAUUCAAACAAACUGAAUUAAAUUGAGAUUCUCGAUUAAAUAAGUAAAUGGGAACCUACUAUAUUUUACAUACUAGUAGGUGCUAGUGGCACGCAGGAUUAGCAGCUCGUUUUACAUUUUUAGUAAAACGGAAAAUUGUAAGGAUAUAAACGUAAAGGAAGUUUGCUUUUUCACUGGUAUUACACGCUGAGUUUGGUGACCGAACGUAAACCUGAACAUACGCAUUGUUGAACAAAUAAGUUUGGAUCCAAAUAUCCGAAAUGUUAAAGCAACAUCGAUCUAAGAAAACAGAAAACAGAGAACCGUCUAGAACCUGCGUUGUUCAAGACAAGUAUAAAAAACUUGAUGUUACCACAGAAUAAGUAAACCAGAAGUCUCACUCAGGUAAUUUCCCUAGUGGAAUUUUCACUCUCUAUUAUUUUAUGAAUCCAUAGUGUGUAAUACCAGUGAGGAAUAAACCUGGCUUUUCAUCUUGAAGCAAUAUUUGCGCUUUUUAGAUGUGUGAUAUUUUUAUACACGUAAGCUUAGAAUUUAUGCUAAAAGUUGGAUACUGUCCGAACCGAGAUAUUUAUAAUGGCGCGUUCCUUCGAUUCACAUCACUAAUUUCCGCCUGCAAAGUUGUACCUACGGGUGAAGGAAAAGGCGAUUUUAGCAAUACAUUUAUUAAUAUACAAUUAUACAGAAGUUGCUGAUAUACGGCCUUGUUGCAAACAAAAAAUUACAGUGCUAUUUCUUAAGGUGUGUAUGUAAUUUCAGAACAAUAAGUGACGCCGAAAAUGACGUGAUUAUAUUAUAACUACACAACAAUAUUGAAAACACCUAUUUGAAGUUAAUAAAUUGGACACCUGUAGUCAUAUCAAACAUAAUAUAGCAAUAUUAGCAGUUGUGAUGGAAUAGCUAUCAUUAUAGGUUAUAGGUAUAUAUAUAUAUAUAUAUAUAUAUAAGGUGAAAAAUUAAAGCUUCCGCCUUUUGUUGGGUACUUCGACAAAAUUUAAGCAAAGAGGACUCUUUAUACUUUUUUUUAAUUCUCUCUAGGUUUCAAUGGACUUUGCCAUCAUCAUCAGGAGCUGCAAUUACAAUGAUAACAGUA